Messenger RNA from Chelmon rostratus (copperband butterflyfish), 1704 nucleotides. RefSeq names its product cyclin J (gene ccnj). The transcript has 6 exons. Gene Ontology annotation, molecular function: cyclin-dependent protein serine/threonine kinase regulator activity. The record is from RefSeq and is a predicted model, not a curated record. Gene Ontology annotation, cellular component: cytoplasm; cyclin-dependent protein kinase holoenzyme complex; nucleus. Gene Ontology annotation, biological process: regulation of cyclin-dependent protein serine/threonine kinase activity; mitotic cell cycle phase transition. The coding region runs from base 112 to 1224 and encodes 370 amino acids. NCBI's taxonomy places the organism in Eukaryota, Metazoa, Chordata, Actinopteri, Chaetodontiformes, Chaetodontidae.
UGAGUGUGAGCAAGCAUGUCAGGCUCGCUUGAAUAGAAGCUGACUUAGGUGGAUCUGUCUCGCAGUAUUCACUACAUGUGCUCAUCGGAGGUUUCCAAAAUAUUGUGUUAAAUGGAGCUGGAGGACCAAUGGUGGAAAGGACAACUCGCUGCAGAUAUCUACCAGUCGCUCCGAUACAAAGAGCUCAAGUUGCCUUCCUACAAAGCCCAGUCCCCUCAGCUCAACUUGAGACAAUACUUUGCAGACCUCAUAGCCAUCGUCAGCAACCACUUCAGGCUGUGUCCAGCAGCCAGACACCUGGCCGUCUACCUGCUGGACCUCUUCAUGGACCGCUAUGAUCUCACGGUGCAGCAGCUUCACAUGGUCUCACUCUCAUGUCUUCUUUUGGCCAGCAAAUUUGAGGAAAGGGAGGACCGGGUGCCCAAGCUGGAGACCCUGAACAGCCUGGGCUGCAUGAGCUCCAUGAACCUGGUCCUGACGAAGCAGGUCUUACUUGACAUGGAGCUGCUCCUGCUGGAAACCUUCCAGUGGAACCUGUACCUCCCUACAGCCGCUCAUUUCAUAGAAUACUGCCUGUCUAUCGCUGUGCACGAGGGAGACCUCCGUGAUGGCUGGCCUAUGACCAGCCUGGAGAAGACCAAACUAUACAUGGCCAAGUAUGUUGAUUACUUCCUGGAGGUUUCCUUGCAAGAUCAUGUGUAUUUGUGUUUUGCCCCCUCACUGGUGGCAGCUGCUUGUGUGGCCACCUCCCGCCUCAUCCUCCACCUGUCCCCUACAUGGCCACCCCGACUGCAGCGCCGGACAGGCUACACAUGGGAGAACCUAGUCCCAUGUGCUGAGAAGCUGCUCAUUGCACAUGACAGUGACGUCAAAGAGGCCAGCAAGCAAAAGUGCCAGCAGCCUGGCCAGCAGACGCAGCAGCAGCAGCAGCAGCAGGGCCAGACAGCGUACCACGGUUCAGGCCAGACAGCCACUGUGGCCCAGUACCUGCACCGGCCCAGCAUGCAGUAUCCCCAGCACGCUCAGCAGCCGGGCCUGGCCCCCAACCACAGGCCCGCCUCCUACCUCGGCCACUCCACCACCAGCCUGCAGGCUCCUAACGGCCCCCAGCACAGAAACACCCAGGCCAUCACUACCUCGCUGGAUCCAAAGUCCAACAUUCCCAGCAGAGCUUACCAAGUCAGCAUGCACUACACCUGCUCUGCUCCGUACUUUGACAGAUGAUGGAGUUUCAGGAUGCGGCCAUUUUUGGGGAGUAAGAGAUGUGAUCUGUUUUCUCUUGAACAUAGAAAUACACUGAAGGAAAAAUGGUGUUUUUAAUUUGAAGAGACUUGAUGAGUUGGUCCAGCACUUUGAGCCGUACGCAUUGUGCAAUAUUCAUACUCUGUUGUAAGUUUCUGUGGAGAGCCAGUAUGAGGAUUUUUUGUUUGUUUGUUUGUUUGAGAAAUCAAAUAUGAAUGUUGUUAUAAGGUGGCUAGAGGCAGAGUUUGCACCUCUUUGCCCACUAAUGUUACUGUAUAAUUUAGCUACAGACCAAAAGUAAGUAGUGUUAUUUUGAGCCAAAUUACCUCAGAAGUAUUGAAUGCACAAACCACUCUGUGGUUGAGAUGAGAGAGCACAGUUUGUGUUAGUGUUCUGUUUUGGGUUUUUCUUUGAGUGUCAUUUGUAAAACUAAGAAAGAACAUAGAUGUCAGUUUCUUUGCA